Messenger RNA from Microtus oregoni (creeping vole), 627 nucleotides. It is a transcript of the gene Tmem213, whose product is annotated as transmembrane protein 213. The record is from RefSeq and is a predicted model, not a curated record. NCBI's taxonomy places the organism in Eukaryota, Metazoa, Chordata, Mammalia, Rodentia, Cricetidae. The transcript has 4 exons. The coding region runs from base 1 to 579 and encodes 192 amino acids.
AUGAGGGGGCCACUGGCUCCUUAUUGCCUGUCACUGCAUACCUGUGGGAAACAAGCCAUUCUGGGGACUCUGAGAAUCACCCUGAAGUCCCUCAUCGAAGGACAGAGAAGUCAGCCCAUCCUGUGUUAUGAUUACAAUCUGAUACCCAGCUCCUACAGGACAGGAGUCACCUCAAACACCACGCACACAGGACCCAGGGUCCCCAACCCGGGGCACCCCUGUGCCAACAUGGCCCAGACAGGUGUCCCCCUCUGCAGCCCUGGGUACCUCACCUCUGCCUCGCAGGCCACCCUGCUCUUCAGCCUGGUCCUCGCCUCCUUCCACUUGUUCUGCGGUACAGAAGCCAGCAGCGGCAACUCUACCCUGAGUAUACACCACCCAGACCCUGGGACCCUGGAGCAGUGUGCCAAUGUGGACUUCUGCCCACAAGCCUCGCUGUGCUGCCGAGCUUCAGUGGAUGAGUACGGUUGGAUUGCUGCGGCGGUCGGCUGGAGUCUCUGGUUCCUCACCCUCAUCCUGCUGUGUGUGGACAAACUGAUGAAACUAACUCCAGAGGAGCCCAAAGACCUGGCAGCGUGAGCCACGGCUCCAACAAUGGCUAUUCCCACUGUGUGUGGAGACUAGAGG